Asparagus officinalis (garden asparagus) is the source of this 1185-nucleotide messenger RNA. RefSeq names its product F-box protein At2g17036-like. The record is from RefSeq and is a predicted model, not a curated record. NCBI's taxonomy places the organism in Eukaryota, Viridiplantae, Streptophyta, Magnoliopsida, Asparagales, Asparagaceae. The coding region runs from base 1 to 1185 and encodes 394 amino acids. Gene Ontology annotation, molecular function: protein binding. The transcript is spliced from 2 exons.
AUGGCUGCUGCUGGUUUCAAACGACAGAAAACCUGCCCCGAUAUGGCUGAGAAAAAUUGUGCAGAGCUUCCAACGGAGCUCCUCGGGCUGAUCCUCCAGAAGUUGACCUUGCCGGAUCACAUUAGAUUGAGUUGUGUUUGCAAGUCAUGGAACCAAGCCGUUAGGGAGAAAGCAUGGCGCCACAAGCCUGAUUCCCCGUGGCUCAUGCUACCCGGCGAAGAAGAUAUUAGUGCUAAAUUCUUGAGCUUCUCUGAAAAUCGAACCUACAGCAUCCCUCUCCCUCUUCCAGAGAUACGAAGACGUGUGUGCAUCGGAUCUUCCCAUGGUUGGCUCAUAACUGUCUAUGAUAUGUCAGAGAUGCAUCUUUUGAAUCCGGUAACUGGAGUGCAAAUCCAGCUCCCCUCUAUCACCACUCUACCCUAUGUCUGCGACUACGCAGAGGUUGACCGUCCCUUAUUUCUCUACAAGGCAAACCUGUCCUUGCCUCCUCAUGCUGAUGGUAGCGGUGGCUUCACAGUUAUUCUUCUCCACAACCCUUUUAGGCUGUAUGACGAGGAUUACGAUGAUUUUAGUAACAUGGCAAUCGCGAAAGUUGGAGAUAAUAGCUGGACUUCAUUGCCACGAACAUCUCAUGGCAGUAUCGCGGAUAUCAUACCCCACAAAGGACAACUGUAUGGUGUGGAUGUAGGAGGGGUACUCCAUGUAUGGGACCAUCAUCACCUUACAUCUGGUCCCAAAUCCAUUCUAGAAAUACGAUUUUAUUGCGGCAUGACCAAACUAUUGGUAGAGUCCUUGAACGGAAAACUAUACAUGCAAUACAAGGGCCUAUAUUACAAUACAUUUAUGGCCAUUAGGCUCGACACGGAUAACCCUGAAUUCAACCCUGAGGAUGAUCUCGGGGACAAUGUCAUUUUCGUUGAUUCAAAUACCUCAUUUUCCGUCUCUGCAACAAAAUUUCCAGAGCUUGGAGGGAACUGCAUCUACUUCACAGACGACGCCUACUUUGACUUUGACCACCUCAAACACAAGCCACGUGAGAUGGGUGUGUUUGAUGUGAAGAAUGGGAGCAUGAAGCCUAUACCCAAUCUUCGACAGCGCUUGCAUUGGCCUCCCCCUAUAUGGAUCAUUCCUACCUGGCUUGUACACACCAUAGCGUACAUCAAACUGCCAACUGCACUAGCGUAA